Sodiomyces alkalinus F11 is the source of this 1353-nucleotide messenger RNA. RefSeq lists its product as hypothetical. The record is from RefSeq and is a predicted model, not a curated record. The coding region runs from base 1 to 1353 and encodes 450 amino acids. Lineage: Eukaryota; Fungi; Ascomycota; Sordariomycetes; Glomerellales; Plectosphaerellaceae. The transcript is spliced from 10 exons.
AUGCUGGCUACUGUUUCUAGCGAGUGGUUGCGUGUCAUUCGACUCAUGUUUGGACAUGACGAUGACGAUUGCCCUCGACGCUCAACAUCGAAACCCGUUCCCCAAUCCACAGAUAGGAUCGAAGCCAAGCCCAUCCCCAGCUUAGGCCAAGCCUAUGGCUGUCCACUCGCUUCCGCAUCCCUCCCCCACGCACCAGAUAUCUCCUUACCGGCCGAGUGGCCCGAGUCAUUGAAGUCACGACACGGCGGCCACUGCAACGGCAUCGGCACGGCCCAUAGCAGGGUCAGAACAUCGAGUGGCGCUAGACCCGGAGGACGGGGAAGCAGAGUACACCGUACCCGGCCGCUGCGACGCAGGUUCACGGAGCAGGGGUUCUCGUCUCGGUCAAUCGCCCAGUGCGUUCACCGAGUACGGAGUGCGGACGGCGGACUCUUCGAUUGGGCGCUGGACUGGGACCACAAUGACGCCACCACGCGGAUGCCACGGACCGGCGCAACGUUGAUAAGUUCAAGUUCCUCGUGGCGGGGAGACGCGAUGCCGUUAUUAGUGGCAACGACCGCGCAACCGCGCUCCCGAUGUCACGGAGCUGCCGACGACGGUGGUCUUGAGUCGCGGCAUGUCGCAUUGGUCGACCUGGAGGAGAGGAGCAACUUUUCCAUAUCCGUCAUAUUGGUCAGACGCACUGAUGAAGAUACUCUGACCCGGGACUUGGUCGGCGUCAAGAAGUUUCUACGUGCUGGGGUGCGCGGCGCACAAGAACGGUUUGAACGCCAGAGACCCCAGCCGCUGCGAACUUAUUGCUUCUCCCUCGAGACGAACAAGUUCGGGGUAGCAUCCGGAAAGCCAAGCCGGUGGAUAUAUGUCGUCGGCGGAAUUCUACGGAUAUCGAGACGGUGUAUGCAACAUAAGCACUGGAACACCACGACCUUGCCUACAAGAGUCCAAGACCGCCAAGACGCUUUUGUGGCGUGGUUCUGGGGAGGGAGCCAUAGAAGACCGCUUCCGGAAUAUAGGACAUCGGAUCAAAACCACGGGAGUGUCCUUCUUGGCCAUGUCGUUAUCCCUGAGACGGCGGGGGCUAUUCUUCGUAUGAUUACCAUCCCGUCUCGCUACCCGAUUCUAGUCCAACUGUCCAGCUGCCUGAAGGCCACCGUUCACGACUCCAUGCAGUCAAACCUGCGGGGCUUGCAGGCAGCAUCGUAUUUAUCAACGGCUGAGGCAUUUCGGCGAACAACAAAAACGACGAAGAUUGAGAUCAUCACCCUCGUCCGAGCCGUCCCCGUUCUUGCUUGGCGCACAAAUCGGACCAUCGAACACUCGAACUUCAAUGUUCUCAACCCCCUGCGAGGCUGA